This is a messenger RNA of Alternaria conjuncta, 2091 nucleotides long. RefSeq lists its product as uncharacterized. Gene Ontology annotation, cellular component: nucleus. The transcript is spliced from 3 exons. The record is from RefSeq and is a predicted model, not a curated record. Gene Ontology annotation, molecular function: nucleic acid binding. NCBI's taxonomy places the organism in Eukaryota, Fungi, Ascomycota, Dothideomycetes, Pleosporales, Pleosporaceae. Bases 1 to 2091 code for a protein of 696 amino acids.
AUGGCUGCGGCACGGCUACAGCGUCUUCAGAGGUCCGUUCAAACAGACCUCGAUGCUCUUCCUGACCGCCCCGUGUCUCCACAACCUGAGCCCAACCCAGAACCCAAACCUGACCAUGCCAGCUUCAACGACUCCACUGGUGGUGUAUCGCUGGAGAACGCACCGCCGAAUGCGCCUGCUAGCAAACAAACCUCAACCAGUAAGAUCGAUACGUCCAUAAAGACACCGCCUGCCGUCGAGAACUCCGAGCGCCGUUACGUCUGGGUCAAAGACGCCGAUAGCUCCUUCAACCCAAAUCUGGACUCAAUGCGCCUAUCCACCGCCUCAGUCCCAGCUCCUCAAACUGAUGCCGCUGGCCUUCCGGCUACCGAUCUACAACGUGGCGACCUAGCCUCACCUCGACAUCACUUCACUCCCAUCCAGGCCCUAUCAAAGUUCCCUUACAAGUAUUGCGAUAAGAGUCAUAUGCAAAACAUUGCAUCUGCCUUCUUCGAUCAAGGAAAGUUUUGGCAGCGAGAGUGGGACCUGUACUACGUUUGGGACAUCGAGGAGACCUCCAAGCCCUUCGUACUCGUUCGUGAGAGUCAAGUUCUAGCCUUGCUUGGUGAGAUCAACAAGCACCUCAAUCUCUCUUUGAGAAUCAGCGACCAGCAGCGCGAGGAGGGCCUACUCGUACAAUUCCCCGAUCAUCCCCGCUGUUUGCCUCGAUACCUUGGACGCUCGCACUCGCGCGAAGACGUCGAUAGCAUGGCCGAGAACGCCCCCAACGAGCACUUCCGCGCGGCAGGCGAAUCUUCACAUCCACCGCUCGAACAACCCACUCUGGAGGACUUCAAGCAACUGAUGGAGAACCUGGCUGAAGCACAGAAGGCGAAGAACAAGGCGAACAAAGCAAAGAAGCAGCAAGAGCGAUUGGGCAAGAACAAAUCAAUGACGGAUCAGUUCAAACGCGCUUCAAGGUAUCUCGGUCUACGCGAUUCUAUCCAGGAUCCGACAUCGUCCACCUUGUCUCCGGCAGUCGACCCAUCCCAGCCAGCUCCAUUCUCUUUCGAUCAGUCUGUCGUCUUCGUCUGUGUUGACGUUGAGUCGUACGAGAGGGCCCAUCACAAGAUUACCGAAGUUGGCGUCGCUACCCUAGAUACCCGUGACCUGGUUGGUGUUCCGCCUGGCGAGGAUGGCACGGCCUGGAGAGAGAAGAUUCGCGCUCGCCACUUUCGCAUCAAGGAACAUCGCCACCUGGUCAAUUCCGAGUUCGUUGCUGGACAUCCCGACAGUUUCAAGUUCGGUCAAUCAACCUUCAUAUCCCUCAAAGAAGCUGCGAGUCAUGUCGCGGCCUGUUUCCACGCCCCUUUCGCAGCUGAAAAUGGCGAUGACUUCCUCAGCCACUUUGAUCCCACGGAGAAGCGUAACAUUGUCUUUCUCGGCCAUGAUACUCUGGGCGACGUUCGCUACCUCCAGCAACUUGGAUACGACCCGAUGAAGGUAGAAAACAUCCUCGAGGCCAUGGACACCGCGACCAUGUAUAAAGUCUGGCGUCGGGAGCAGCAGCCUACCAGUUUAGGCCGGAUCAUGAACGCCUUCAAUGUCCCCGCGUGGUUUCUUCAUAACGCGGGCAACGAUGCUGUAUACACUGUGUGGGCUAUGCUAGCCAUCUGUGUGAAGGAGGCUACACUCCGCGGCUCACCAGAGUUGGACGAUCUCCGAGAGAACGAGAUGAAUGCUAAACUCCAGGCCGCUCUUGAGGAUGCCGAACAGAGGGUGAAGGACGAUGCCGAGGGUUGGAGCGAUCAUGAAGCGACUGGAGACGGUGGCGUACCUGUACCCCUUGCGACUGCUCUCGCACCGAAGCCAGCACAGCCCGCGGUGAAGGCUAUUCCUCAGUAUGACGGUUAUUCGGAUUUCGGUAUGGACACAGGUCGUGGUCGUGGAUAUCAAGCUUCGAGCGGAUACCGCGAUGGUACUAGACAGGGAGCUUCUCGUGGACGGGCAACCAGUCAUUCACAAGGAAAUAGUCGCGGUCGCGGUCGUUCAGGCUCGCCCAAGGGUGCUUCUCGGCCAGAGGCUAUUCCCAAGGUGGACUACCACUGGUAG